CCCACUCCGUCCUACCCUUCAUCCAGACUUCAUAAUUGGCCCUCUCACAUUGGCGGUUUUGACCUUUAUCUUUUGUUUAAAAAAAACAUUGCAGGUGAAGCAACAUAUUAAGGCCUUUUCGCUCUUGAUUGCUAAAAUGCCUAUCCGGGUCGACCUACAAGAUAAAGUGCAAGACCAAACGCGUUCUCCCCGGCCUCAGCCACCCAAACCAUCGUCAAUUCUCCGUCGACGCGAUGAUCCAGCGGAUGAUCUCUUCUGCCCAGCACAGCGAUAUCAACCUCUAAAAAGGAAACGAGCCCGAGAUGGCUAUGGCAACAUUGGAAGCGAAAAGAAAAGGAAGGCGGACAUCAUCCACCGCCCAGAAUUCCAGGGCAUCAUCAGGAGUACCUUUGGAGAUCUGUCGCCGACUCCAGUUGUCCCACACGGAGUACCAUUCAUCAGACUCAUAGUUGGCGCAUUUGAGAGGGGCAUAAAUCUGGCUUUGCGGCCGGACGAUGUUUGGCUCGCAAUUAUGGCGCAAGUUGGGCGGAUGCUCAAAGGAAGCUUGAAUCUCAGAGGGAAGUAUCUCACUGAGUGGGAUGCAGAUCGCUAUAUGAUGAUCACUUUCGACAAACGCUCUCACCACUCUAGCACCGACAAUCAUAUCAAUGCAAUGCUCAACGAAGAAGCCGACCUCUCCGAUUAUCGCCUCGUCGACGACAGCAGAUACGAUUCGAACUUCAUAGACGGGAUGCCGCUGCAAGGAAAUAGCUCGGUAUUCAAUGCCAGCGUCAAGGACAUUGAAAAAGAACUACAUAAAGAAGUCGGCCUUAAUAUCGAGGAUGAAGAGUUCAAAAAAUGGGUCGCAUUGGAUUUCAGUACUUCCACCGACGCAGAUCGAAUUGCAGGGGAGGUCAGCCUCUUUGGAGCCGCCGGACCGCGUAACGCAUUCCCGCUAUCCGCGACGACCUCCUGCCCUCCGUCGAUCCAACUCCUCGGAACCCUCAAGGACUGGGUCGAAAUCCUGCGCCGCGUCAAGCAAAUGCCACAAAUGCACUACAAAUUCGGCGAAUGGAAUUCCUUGCUAGAGCCGAUCAUCUUCCGCAUCGUCCAUUCGCUCGAACGGCCGGAGUCCGAAAAAUACAAGAAUUUCUGGAAGGCGGCAUAUCACCCGAUCGUCGAUCGAAGCACUCGCACCGUCCGGCUCGUGUCGGGAUGGAUCACCGUGUUCAACUACUGGGACGAGGAAGGGAAACGGGUGAAUCAUUUCUCGACCCCAAAGCUGCUAGCCGCACCGACUCUGUACAAGUUGCCCAAGGUGUAUGACGUGCCGUGGGCGGAUCGAUCGAUUCUGGCAGACGCCAUGCCGAAGAAAGUGAUCGGUAUGCCGGUGGUAGUGGCACAGGAUAAUCCCGACGGUCUCCAACAUUUCAUAGUUGUGUCCGGAUGCAGGGUCACCCCACGAAAAGGAGUGGACGAUGAAUCGGUAGUCGGCAACACCGAAUCUGGCUGGUGGUUGCUGAAAGUUUCGCUCAAUCCUACCGAUCGAAAGAGCGAAUUCUAGAGAAUUUUGGAAGUCUACCACAGGGUGUCCAUGGCACCUGUUCGGGGAAAGAAGUUGGGUUUUGGGAUUGUUGAGUCUCAUUUCAUGCCUGUACGCCGUGUUUGAGCCUCUGCAUGUGCCUUGCAACCAGAUAGACUCGGAGAUUGAAACGGUCUUGACCCUUCUAUGCUUUUGAUUUCCGCUACGCUAUGUAAACUGCUCUUAAGCACCCAAAUGCCUGGAACUGCCCUUAACGCCUUGGAGGAGGACCGCCUC
Eremomyces bilateralis CBS 781.70 is the source of this 1798-nucleotide messenger RNA. RefSeq lists its product as uncharacterized. The coding region runs from base 137 to 1543 and encodes 468 amino acids. The record is from RefSeq and is a predicted model, not a curated record. Lineage: Eukaryota; Fungi; Ascomycota; Dothideomycetes; Eremomycetales; Eremomycetaceae. The transcript has a single exon.